Lachancea fermentati is the source of this 495-nucleotide messenger RNA. NCBI's taxonomy places the organism in Eukaryota, Fungi, Ascomycota, Saccharomycetes, Saccharomycetales, Saccharomycetaceae. The record is from the annotation of a GenBank genome assembly.
AUGGCGAUGCCGUCCUCAAAUGGCCAUAGAUACAAACUUGAAGAGCUAUCAUCUAGGAAAUACAUUGUGAGUUUAACUGAUGAAGUGUUGCAAGGAGACGCUCGGGAUUCUCUAACCGUUGCAAAGAACCAAUUUCCUCUUAAAGAUGAUAAACUUGCACAGCAGGUAGAAAUAGAUUCACGCUCCGUCUUCGUUAGGAAUAUCUCGGAAACUAUUACACCAGAAAUGUUGGAAGAACAUUUCAGAGACAGUGGGAUUAUUAAUAGGGUCACAUUACUUUAUCAUAAACACAGUACUCUUCCGAAAGGAUAUGCUUAUAUUGAAUUUAAUGAACUGCAAUCUGCUAAAAAGGCACUGUGCUUGGAUGGGUCGACCUUAAACGGAAAUAGCAUAUCUGUCACGAAGAAAAGGACGAAUCUGCCGAGGUACGAGCGCUCACUCCAUAAGAUCAAGAAUCACAAUAUAAUAGCUCUAAAUUCUCUAAAGGAAAGGUAA